This is a messenger RNA of Ciona intestinalis (vase tunicate), 4582 nucleotides long. NCBI's taxonomy places the organism in Eukaryota, Metazoa, Chordata, Ascidiacea, Phlebobranchia, Cionidae. The record is from RefSeq and is a predicted model, not a curated record.
CUUUGAUACAUAAACUUAUCGUUAAAAAAAUUUCAAAUUUAAAGUUGGUUUUCAAAUUCAAAGUUAGUUAAAAUAAUGAAAGAAAGAUGAUAAAGCUAUAUUUUCUGUUGUGUUUGAUUGGCACUUUAAACUACAGUAAAGGUCAAAUCUGCACGGUUACUGACGGCUCUGGUUCUGUAUAUGAAUAUGCUCCUGCUAACAGCACAGCAUGGGAUGGUGGAGUUGAAGGAACUAAUGGCAUUGAUUACACACUUCAACUGGAUUCAGAGCUAACUAAAUAUUUUAACAUAAGUGCAGAUACACUUAUUGUAAAAUCUGGUGUUAAUAUCACUCGUGAUGACGGUACACAAAUUAGUGGAAAACUUAAUUGUUUUUUAACUGCAUUUCCAGGUCCACCAAUACCCACUACUUUACGGAUCGAUGUAAGAAAGAUUAAUAUCAAUCCACCAAUGUUUCAAGGGGAACCUUAUGCAACAUCACUGGGUGAUGGAACAAGUGUUGGUUCACAAGUUAUUGUAGUUUCAGCAACAGAUGAAGAAGUAAAUACCGUGGCCUACUCAAUUGUUGACCAAACUCCUGCUGAUGUGUUUGCACUAACUGGUUCAAGUGGAAUAAUAACAAUCAAAAAUCCAAUUCAGUCAUUCGAAAUGCAUAAUAUUACAAUAUCAGCAACAACCAGUGGAUUUGAUAAUGUGGGAGGUACUUUGAUACAAAACACUGAAACUGUUGUUCGUAUUACCAUUACUGAUGAUGAUAAUCAUGCUCCUCAGUUUCAACCAACUGUUGAAGUUGGGAACAUUCUUGUUCCACCAUUAUACACUGCAACUGUUGUGUAUGGAGAAACUAAUGUCAAUUUUACGAGUUCAUCAAUAGAAGCUAAAGAUUUAGAUGUGAAACUUAAUUCCGCAAUUAGAUACGGAUUUGUGAAUGGCGAUCCUUCUACAUACACUGAAUAUUUUCAAAUCGAUCCAACAACUGGUGUCGUAUCAAUGAAAAAAGCUUUGGAAGCAACUUCUGGAAUUACCAAGUUUUCAAUCUCAGUGUCAGCAACUGAAGACACAGGAAAGUCUUCAUUAACAUAUUUAACUAUUGAUGCUGUUAUGUCUGUUGACCAACACAAACCUAUGGUAACUGUUUCAUCUUCUGCAAGUAUUGGAUACAUUCAAGCAAGUAAUGCUAACUCAAUAGCAUAUGUAACUGAAGAUGAAGAAGGAAACACACCAUUUCAAUUUACAACCACUGAUGCCGAUAACAACGGAACUUUUAUCUAUGAAGUCACUUCACCUUAUGAUGUCACAAAAGCUGGAUAUCUAAUUUAUGACCCUCUGGGUACAACUACUACAUUUUCAGAUAUAAUAGAGAUUGUUGCAGUAAACAUUGAUGUUGACGUUGCGUCUCCAAAUCGAAGAUCUGAUCCCGUGUCCAUUACUGUCAACUCUGUCACAACUCCUGAGCCAACUACAAUGGAAACAACACAGCCGGAGACAACUGAAGCAACAACUCAGCAAGUAACAACACCGUUAUCAACUACAGAACAAGUGACUACUGAAGCCACCACAGUUGUAGUCACAACACAACUAUCAACUACAGAGCAAGUUACUACUGAAGCUACCACAGUCACAACACCGGUAUCAACAACAGAACAAGUGACUACUGAAGCCACCACAGUAACCACACCUGUGUCAACCACUGAACAACAAACAACACCAGUUACAACUCCAGCUUCCACAACUCAGCAGGUUACUACACAAGCCACCACAGUGACAACUCCUUCAUCUACUACUGAGCAAGUUACUACACCAGCAACUACAGUGUCCACUCCUUCAUUAUCAACCACUGAUGCAGUUACUUCAGCUGAAACUGCCACUACAGCUCAAGUGACAACACAGCAGUCAACGACAGACAGUACUGUUGUUACAAGCACUGCUACAACACCAGAAAUCACUACCAUUCAAACAACUGUAGUGACAACCCAACCACCUGACACAACACAAGCCACAACCGUAGGCCAAUCAACAAUUACCAACGGAAACACACAUCCCAGUAGUACAGCUCCUGGUUCAACAACAGGUGUACAAAGCACAUCACCCACAGUUGUAACACCCACUGUCACACCAGUAACAUCAGCUGGUAUUUCAACAAACACUGUAAUUACUGCACCAAAUACAACUUCAUCUCAAACGAUUUCUAUUCAAACCUCACCUGCGAAUCCAACCAAUAAUGGUGUUAAUACGACUGCAGCCGCAACCAAUAAUCCACAUACCACAGUGUCUACUUCAAACAUUCCAUCUCAACCAUGUCCAGUUGAUAUGACAACCAAAGGCAAUGGAGUUCCAGUUGGUGAUCAAGUGUCAGCAGUUACCUUGUAUGCCGUCGCUGGAAGUCUGGGUGCGGCUCUCGCUAUUUGCUUGAUCAUCAUUGCCUAUUUAUUAUACAAAUAUUGUCGGGAACCAAAAGAUGUGGAUGAUGAUAAGUCAGAUGAUGGAAACAAACCAGAAAGCGAAAAUAUGUCAAGUGAGCAAAUUAUAACGGUGACCGGCUAUUCAAAUGGGGCUUAUGAUAAACAUAAUGAAUCGAAUGAUGGAGUAUAUACAGAAGUAAAUGAGGUAGAAGGAAAAGAGAACGACAGUGGGACAGAGAUAAAUGAAUAUGAUCAGGAUAGAAGUUCACCUGAACCUGAACCAGAAGAAGAAGACGAAGAAGAAGAAGCAUCUCUUCCUGAACCUUUUGUUCCACCUGAGGAGGAAGAUAGAAAUUCAGAAUUGGAGUUACCUGCAGGAGGUUUGGUGGCUGCUGGUAUUGCUGGUGCUGCUGUUGCAACCGCAAUUGCAGAUGAAGUUGAUGAUAAAGAUGUUUUACCGUUACCAGUUAAUGAAGAUGAUGCGCAAGAUUAUGGAAAAGCUUAUGUAAAUGAUGAUGUGAGACAUGAAAGGAUUUUAAAGACGGGAUCAUUUGGUUCACUUCAGUUAGUUACCAUUCAAAAGUAUGGCUCCGAAAGAAGGGAUAAACUUUCUGUUGUUCACAAAUACAAGCUUGCUAAGAUAUCAUAUACAGAGAAGAGCAGUGUUGAAAGCCGAAUUGUUUUGUUGGAAAGAAUUUGUGAGCAAGAACAUAACAACAUUCUGCAGUACUAUGGAAAACAUGAAGAUGCAGAUGAAAUACAUUUUGCUAUGAUGUAUGCUGAAAAGGGGAAUCUAAGAGAUCACUUACGAUCUCAUGGACAUGAACUCUCUUCCUCACAAAUUCUUUUCCUCAUAUCAGGUGCUGGAAAAGGUUUGCAAUAUUUGCACUCAAGAAACAUCGUGCAUUGCCAUCUUCAAGCAAAAUGUAUUAUGUUGGACAAUCAACUUACUCCACUUGUUACUGAUGUUGAAAAUAAUGAAAUAGCGAGCGUUAAGGUUGGGGACAGGGAGAGGUGGCAAGCAUUAGAAGUAUUGAACAAUGAACUGAGUUCAAAAUCAACUGACAUUUGGUCAUUUGGAGUUUUAAUGUGGGAAGUAUUGUCACUUGGUGCAGUACCUUAUGAAGACCUUAGCAUUGCUACCGGUCAAAUUAAAGAAUAUUUGGAAUCAGGGCAGAGACUUAGGCAGCCCGCUGGUUGUUCUGAUGCUGUGUUUAAGGUAAUGGAAGGUUGUUGGAACGAGAGGUCAAGAAUGAGACCAGAUGUUUACGUCCUGAAUGGAAGCCUUGAUGAGAUGUUGACACAAGAUCACGAUGAACAUUUUACAAAUCAAAAAGUUCGCCUUGGUAAAGUAUCAUCUAGAGUGAUGCCUCUGUCUAUUGGCCACAAGUUGCCACCAAUAGCUGGUGCCAGGUUACCCCCGAUUAAACCAAAGUUUAAUAAAUAUGUACCUGAUGAAAGGAGCUCAUCAGCAUGGGAGUAACUUCAAAUGUAUCACCUGGUGAUGUUACAAUUGAUGUCUCAACUGAUCGUCUUUAUCCAAAUCUUGAUCAAGAAGAAGAUUUUACAGCGUUUUAGUUUUGAUAUACUUCUCUCGUGGACAAUAUAAAAAUAAAUCGGUCGUACAUCACAUACUUAAGCAUUUUCUUUGACGGUUCACCUAAUUCAAAAGUAUUUUAUUUUCAUUGGUUUUCUAAUGUUUUAUUCAUUUUAGCUUGUUUAAAAAUUUAAUUUUAAUAAUUUUGUGUUGCUUCGCCUUUGCCAUUGUUUUCAUGUUUAUAUAUUUCUUCUCAGUUGUAAUUUUUUCAGCUGUAUUCUUUUGAAGUGUUUUGAUAAUGUAGCCUUAAUUAUUAUUAAACUGGAAGCAAAAAUUCGAUUCAGAAAUUUGUUUUAAACAUUGUGCUUAAUUAUAUAAAUUAUUUUCUGCAACCGUUAAGCAUUUAGAUUGAACUAAUUGUUGUGAUUGCCCACACAAUUCAUUUUGCAAGUGUUGUGGGCGAUUUACUUAAACGUAGCCUGCGUUAUUUCUUAAAAAUUGGGUGAUAUUGUUUUUAUUUCAUAUCAUGUUGCUCGUUAAAUUGUUACUAAAAUUUUGUAACCCUACUGCAAUUAAUUUGGUAAUAAAAUAGUGCAAUCAAAUAAACCUUUUAUUUGCUUGGUAAUAUUAAAAUAUCACAAAAU